Messenger RNA from Trichophyton benhamiae CBS 112371, 351 nucleotides. RefSeq lists its product as uncharacterized. The record is from RefSeq and is a predicted model, not a curated record. NCBI's taxonomy places the organism in Eukaryota, Fungi, Ascomycota, Eurotiomycetes, Onygenales, Arthrodermataceae. The coding region runs from base 1 to 351 and encodes 116 amino acids. The transcript has 2 exons.
AUGUGCAUUCUCGUGCGUUUGAGUUAUGUGGAAGUCGAGGAAGCCAAAGACGAAGAUGAAGACGAAGACGAAGACGAGGAAGAAGAAAAGAAGAAGAAAAGAAGAAACGACGUCGAAAAAGAAAAGGGCGCUUAUCCCGAUCGGGACAUCACCAAGCCAUUAACCGCUUCGGGAAUGAUUCUAUUAGUCAUGGACAUGCUUAAUAAGAGAUUAGGGCAAGGAGAGACCGGCUGGAGCGAGGGCGACAGCGGCAAUACUGGCCAAAAGGAGGACGAGACGAAGGAUGGGAAGGACCGGACUGCAGACUCUGACGGCCGACAGCGAAUAUGCAGCAGCAAGGAAGGCUCGUGA